AUGCUUGGCUUCCUUACCCUCGCUGCCGCUGCCCUCAGCGCGUCGACCGUCGUCGCUCAAACCUCGACCUCCAACUCGACCGGAGGUGUCAACGUCAGCUCAUUGCCCGCUUGCGCCCUGAAUUGUGCCAUCUCGUCGUUGUCGGGUUCGGGCGUGAGUGUCUCAUAUUUUCCUGGGCCGUACCUUGUGAUGUUCUUGGAGUGCUCUGCCCGCCCAUGAUCGUUGGGCCUUUGGCGCCUCUGUUCGAGGGACGGACAGCCGCUUGGCUCGGGAUCCGCCGCACCAGCGUCCCCCGCGACGGCUAAAUUUGACCUACAGCACUGGGCGGGGGAGCGGAGGCCUCCCGAAGAUUGAGCCUCCUCCGACUUCCGACUAGUUGGACUUUCUGCCCCGUUUGUGAAGUGGUUCUUGGAUGGCUACCAACAUUCGCGGAUUCUCUAUUCUGUGCUUCCCUCGAUAGCCAAGCUGGAGAGCCUGAACUGAUCUUGACCACUCCUGUUCGAGACUGCAGUGCGCGACCGCCAACGUCACGUGCGUCUGCACCGAUUCGACCUACCAACUCCAGUUCUACAACUGCCAGACCAAGGGUAUGUUCAAAUCUGCAACAGCUCGACUCGGAAGGUCUUCCCGUCGUGCAGAUGGUCCCCUCGCUCGAGCACCUGCACCUCAGAGGGGACGAAUUCUCCACGACGAUGAACCUGGAUGUUGUUUGUGCCAAUUUUCUGACUUUGAUUGCUGACUUCCUCAAUCUCUGCCACAGCUUGCAACGCUACCGACCUCCAAGCCGCUUUGGCCUUUGGUGCCAAGACUUGCGCCGCGAACGGCACCCCUAUCAACACCGGCGUGGUCCCGAGUGGAGGUUAGUCGACCCACCAUCGUUGCGCCGAGAAGGAGGCCACAUCUGACUCGUUGUUUGACAUUUUUCUUUUUCAUCCUCAUUCCAUUCGUCUGCGAACAUGGGUCGCCUUCGUGACUACUCGCAAACGUACAACCGCCAGCUUCGACCACCGCUGCCGGGGCAUCCCAAACCGGCACGGCUACGUCUGCGAAGACCGCCACGGGCGCGGCCACGUCCGCUGCUGCUGCUGCUGCUACGACCGCCAAAGCCUCAGGAGCCGGUUCUCUCGUUGCCCAAACGCUCGGUGGCCUAUUGGCUUUCGCGGCUGGUGUGACGAUGCUUUUGUAG
Molecule: messenger RNA, 1186 nt
Organism: Microbotryum saponariae
Lineage: Eukaryota; Fungi; Basidiomycota; Microbotryomycetes; Microbotryales; Microbotryaceae
Source: the annotation of a GenBank genome assembly